GGGAAUGGAUGAAAAUAUUAAAAGUGCCCGAUUAUUUUUCUGGUGAUAGGACUAACCAUUUCUAGUUACAGAAAAAAGUUACAGAUUUUUCGGUUGCGUCAUACAUUUUAUAAAAAUAAAAACAUUUUGCUUCACCGCUCGUCCGGCCCAUUACGGCUGUUAACACGUUUGUCAAAGUCUUAAAAAGUUAAGGCUACUUGAAUCUGUGGGGGGCAAUGACAUUGACAGUUGAUUGACAGGUUGUCACCUUCUCGCAAAAUUUAUAACCGUUUGUGCUCUCAUCUGGUGAACUGCUUUCUUUGAUAUAUGUGCGACUUAUCGACUCGUUUCUCCACCCGGACCUCUGAUCUUGCCUGCUUCAACGACGACCUUCGCUUGUGAACCCCGGACCUGAUUUUGAUAGCAAAUUCGACGACCCUUGGCAUUUGAAUUCGGCAAACAUGGAUACCGCUGCUUUUGUUAGAGCAAACUCAUCAAAUUUGCCAAAAGUAGACCCAUAUAUGCUUAUGGAGUUUAUGAAAAAUAGCGACAAACAUAAUGCUGGUGAAAUAAGAGAUGCCAAAGCUUUAUCGUCUUCAAGAGAAUCAUAUGUUGACACUGCUAUCGGCUAUGUCGAAAUAAAACGGACUGGAAAUCUUUGUGAUGUAAGAGCGAAAGUUGUUCCUGAACAAAGAGUAACAAGCAAAUACUAUGUUGUGAUGGUCCACCUAGACGAGGCAAAUGAAUCAAUCAUAGAUACUUCAUGUGACUGUGCAGCGGGGGCUGGUGGGUGUAAACAUACUGUUGUUGUACUACAUUGGCUACAAAAACGAAGUGAUGAACCUUCACCUACCAGUGUCCAAUGCUACUGGACGAAACCCAACCUUAAACGAGCUCUAGAAAGACCGGUAAUGUGUAAAGAUUUGGCGAAAGGAGAAGUAGCCGAAAGGGGGCCAAAGGACCCUCGUGUACUAAAAAGACUGAGAGAAGAAGCAAUGAAACAUGGUUGUGGCAAAAGCCUGCUCAGUGCAUAUGAUCCUGAAAGACCAACUACCAUCAUGUCAAAAUAUUGCAUUUUUGACAUGAUGGUAGAUUUUUUUGAAAAGGAAAAUACUCCAAGUUUCAAUAAGUUUAAAAUAUUUAGCAAAGAAGUAAUGCGAGAAAAUAAAGAAAAAAUCAUGAAAGAAACGGAAGGCCAAGUGAACUCGAAGCUGUGGCAUUCUAUUCGACAAGGCCGAAUCACAGGUUCAAAGAUUUAUGAAGUCGCUCAUUGCAAGACACCCCAGGGCAGUCUUGUUGAAGAAAUAUUAGGAGGAAGCAAAGCACCAGAAACGAAAGCCAUGAAAAGGGGUAAAAUCCUAGAAAAACGAGUACUAAAUAAACUAAGAACUGAUAUAAAUAAAGAAAUAGAAGAAUGUGGAUUUUUGAUAAUAGAUGGAAUUUUUGGAGCAUCGCCUGAUGGCAUUGGAGAUGACUUUGUGGUCGAAAUUAAGUGUCCCAUUUCUGACAAAACUAAAAAAAACUAUAUAAAGAAUGGGCAAAUAAGUUCAUGGGCCAAGUGCAAUUAGAGAUGCUAGCGGCUGGCAAAAAUAAGUGUUUGUUCUGUGUAGCGGACCCAAAAUUUG
This is a messenger RNA of Cydia amplana, 1604 nucleotides long. RefSeq lists its product as uncharacterized. Bases 441 to 1547 code for a protein of 368 amino acids. Lineage: Eukaryota; Metazoa; Arthropoda; Insecta; Lepidoptera; Tortricidae. Gene Ontology annotation, molecular function: zinc ion binding. The transcript is spliced from 3 exons. The record is from RefSeq and is a predicted model, not a curated record.